GUUCAACUUGUGAUGCUGCAACAUGCGAGGAUAUUCAAAACCUGUAAAGUUAGGGAGAUUGUGAUAAUCAAAUCUGUCAAUUUAAAUAAAAUAACAUCUACACUCAAUUGUGCCAUCAGUUUCACUGUAGUACCUUGCACACAAAAUGAACAUAAAAAUAUGCUGGUGAUACUUGUAUGUACGAUGCAACUAUAAAAAUUCACAUAUUGUAAUAUCAAAGUUGAUACUAAAUUUGAUAAUUGCACUUAUACAUCAGGUGUAUUUGACUAUUGAGAUUAUAAAUGCUUUGAUAUUACUGAUUCAACAUCAUAAAUUUGAUUUGAUUAGGAGCUUUUGAUAGGAAAUAAACAUAUAUUUUAGAAACCUUUAUAAUCCAACUUAUGGUUGUGCUAAAGUUUCAGCAUCAGGAAAAGAUUAGAAAGCCUAUUGUAAUUAUUAACAUCCUUAUAAAGGUAUAAAUGAAUGUGCC
Messenger RNA from Paramecium primaurelia, 469 nucleotides. The record is from the annotation of a GenBank genome assembly. NCBI's taxonomy places the organism in Eukaryota, Ciliophora, Oligohymenophorea, Peniculida, Parameciidae.